AUGAACCGCCGCCGAUCGGAAUCGGAAUCGGAAACGGAAACGGAAACACCUACCUCUCCGACGGCCAUGGGCUACCCCGUAGGCUACUCCGACGUUUGUAUCCCUAACGCCUUCCUCCAUCUCCUUUUCUUCCUCGGCUAUAUUCGAAGCCUCAUUAUUUCAAUCUUCCGAUUUCUAGGGCUUUCGGAUUUUCUCGAAUCCGCCAUCGUUUGCCCCCAAAAUCCUCCCUACAUCUUCCACGAUAGAUCCGUAUCGCCGCUCCUCAUCGACGAAUUCGUCCCCGUCGUCAAAUUCUCCGACAUUGUCGUCUCCACCAGAGCCGGAUUUCCGUCGGAAUGUUGCGCCGUUUGUCUCUGCGAGUUUCAGGACGAUGAAGAGCUUAGGUUUCUGAAGAAUUGCAAACACAUUUUUCACAAGAAAUGCUUGGACCGAUGGAUGAUUCGCGAUCAGAGAAGCUGUCCGCUCUGUAGAAACCUAAUCGUGCCGGAGGAGUCAAUUCCGCCGCUCAUGGAUUUUCCCGGCUGUUCUGAGUUUUUCGGCGACUAUAGUUAG
Molecule: messenger RNA, 552 nt
Organism: Cucurbita pepo subsp. pepo (vegetable marrow)
Lineage: Eukaryota; Viridiplantae; Streptophyta; Magnoliopsida; Cucurbitales; Cucurbitaceae
Source: RefSeq, a predicted model, not a curated record